Molecule: messenger RNA, 574 nt
Organism: Amphimedon queenslandica
Lineage: Eukaryota; Metazoa; Porifera; Demospongiae; Haplosclerida; Niphatidae
Exons: 4
Coding region: 33-548 (171 amino acids)
Source: RefSeq, a predicted model, not a curated record
GAUAUCAUAUCUUACAGUCUGGUUGCUGUCCAAUGGUAGUUGAUGAUGACAUUGAUGUCAAAAGACUACAGUUCUCUAAUUUAACCAAUGGAAAUACAUUUACUACUAGAAUUACUGGUCUUGAUCCUAUGUCUUGUCAUAUUUUUGGUGUACGUGCAUACACAGACAGAGGACCUGGUGGAUGGAUCUUCAUUGCUAAUGAGACAUUGAUCAGUACUCAAUUUGUGACACUAACAUUAGUAAAUACUCAAGAAGUAGGAUCAACUAAUACAGUAUCAGGAGCUGUUGAUAGUGCUAGUAUUGGACUGGGUGUAGUAGUUGGAUUACUACUGAUAUCACUUGCUGUUAGUAUCAUUAUUAACAUCUACUGCUUUCUCAAGCUUAAAACCUAUGAUACAACCACUGCUAAGCAAACAAAGUUUGAUGAUGAUAUACCAAUGCAAGCCUGUGAACCAUAUGGUAUUCACAAGACUAAAGAUGUUACAAGAGAGGCAGUAUAUGAGUGUCCUGAUGUCAAUGUUAAUGAUACUGCUAUUUAUGAAACAUAACUAAUGAAACUGUAAACACUAACAGU